CAGGUUGAUCUUAGGAGAUAGGAUUUUUACCCGCUUGAUAACGGCGACACGGUGGACCGUAGGUACGCGUGGAGGAGACUUACCAUCACGGAUCUGUCUCGUACGAUCGGUUCCUCGGCGCGGAAGGUGGGGAUCACCUCUCGGCGGGCAUCUCGAACACGGUCCCGCCGCACGCUUCGGCACCUCAGUUGCGGAAGAAUACCCCUCGUUUUCGGACGCGAAACUAGAUUCCGCGAAUCGAGGCCGCGAUCGUUUCCCCGGGUCUUCCGGUAUCGCCGGUUCGCGAACGGUGGGUGGUGGCCUCGCGGUUCCUCCGCGUUAUCAAUCGAUCUCUCUCCUCCGAACGCGCGCUCGAUCGUUGAAAUUCGACGCGGAACUCGCCGGUCGCGCGAUUCGUCUUUAUCGCGCGCGAGUUCUCGUCGACUCUCCCACGUAGUUCUCCUCUCUCUCUCUCUCUCUCUCUCUCCGAACGCCGGCGAGCCGCGCAAAUUGCCAUAACUCAUUAUCGCCCAGAUAAAGACGCGAUUGUGCUUAUUCGUAACAAAGUCGCGUGUUUUUUCCUCUCCUGCGCUUUCUGUUUGCUCGCUCGCGGGAGCUGACAGAUUAGCCGCUUCUAUGCCGGCGACCGCUGUACAAAUACACCGUCUUCGGUUCGAUUCAAGGUUCGAACGCCUUCUCCUCCUCGUCAUCGUCGUCCUCCUCGUCGGGGCCGAAUAAAUCGGCGAGCCGCGCGCACGAGCCACCGCAGUCAACCCUCCGAUCUCCCGGUAGGCGUAGGUGUCGGCCCGGUAGGCGCGAAAGUCAUGGAGGACACGUGACGACGUGGCGGCGGGACACGCACGAGAGGUGAGGAACUCGAGAAGAGGAAGAAGAGGCGAUUCCGCGAGCGAGCGAGCGAAGGGGGCGAGGCCGGAAAAGCGAUGCCAAGGGCCGCGUGGAAGACGAAGAAGUCACAUCGUCGUAGCCGUGCGAUCCAACGCGAUUGAGGUCACUGAUUGAGGUCCGCUCGGAGCCGCCUGUUGCCUCGCUGGCCGCGUAGGGCAGUCGCUAGGUCGACCGAGGCGAAGAUGAAGAACAACUCGAGCAACUCGAAUCGCGAGAAGAACGGGCCGGAGAACCUGAAGCUGCUGCAGGUGCCCAGCACGCCGGGCGCGACACCCUCGUCGCCCACCACCGCGAGCAGGGGCGUCGAGGAUGUCUUCAGGGAGCUGCCGAUCACCGACGACACCGCCUGCGGUAUAUGGUGCUUCAAGGGCCCGAUCCUCCAGCGAUUCGCCAACAAGAAGGCCUACGUCUUUCUUUACGGUGUGCUCGGCUGCAUAUUCUCCGCCAGUUACGCCUACUUCAACGGCACCAUCACCACCAUCGAGAAGAGAUUCAAGAUACCCUCCAAGACGACGGGUCUCAUCACAGUGGGUAACGACAUCUCGCAGCUCUUCGUCUCCGUCGUUCUCUCGUAUUACGCGGGAAGGGGUCACAGGCCCCGGUGGAUCGCAUUCGGUAUUUACACGGUCGUGCUCUUCUGCUGUCUGACGAUGUUGCCGCAUUUCCUCUACGGGCCCGGCGAGGACGCCCUGUCGCUGACGAAGGAAUACGGCGGGAAGCCGCAGGACGCGAAUACGAGCGAGAUCCCCGACAGACACCGGAAAUUCCUCUGCCUGGCGAAGGAAAAUCGCGGGACCGACUGCGAGGUGGACGACGUGAACUUCGCGCCUCAGGUGCUGCUCUUCAUAGCCCAGCUGGUGUCCGGGGUGGGUGGCUCCCUUUACUACACCCUCGGUGUGUCGUACAUGGACGACAACAUACAGAAAUCGAAGACGCCGGCGUUGAUCAGCUUCUCGUAUUUCCUGAGAAUGCUGGGACCCGCGAUCGGCUACGGGCUGGCCUCGUUCGCCCUGAAGUUCUACAUCAGCCCGACUCUGACUCCCACCAUCACGACGCAAGACCCGAGGUGGUUGGGCGCCUGGUGGCUGGGAUGGAUCAUCCUGGCCAUUCUACUCUUCAUUUUCGCGAGCGUGAUCGCUCUCUUCCCGAAGACCCUGCCGAGGGCGGCCGCCCGCAAAGUUCUCGCUCUGGAGCGCAACCGAUCCGCCACGUGCAUCAAGGGGGAGGGUGAGCCGGAGCUACCGGCCUCGAUCUCGGAUAUGCUGAGGACGUUUAAACGGCUGCUGACGAACACGACUCUGAUGUGCAACAAUCUGGCGACGGUGUUCUACUUUAUGGGCUACAUGCCGUACUGGAUCUUCAUGCCGAAGUACAUCGAGACCCAGUACAAGCAAUCGGCGUCCGUCUCGUCGCUGAUCACCGGCACGGUCGGCCUGGUGUUCAGCGCAUUCGGCAUCCUGCUGUCCGGCCUGAUCAUCUCGAAGUACAAGCCGAAGGCCAGAUACCUGGCGGCCUGGAACGUCAUGAUCGGUAUAAUAUCGAUCAUGGGAAUGAUCUCGUACGCCUUCCUCGGCUGCUCGGCGAACGACAACCAGAUCGCCAUCCAGCCGAGCGGCGCCCUGAAAACCAAGCUGCCCUGCAACGAGCAGUGCAACUGCGACUUCGUCACUUAUAAUCCGGUGUGCUCCGAGCACGGGCAAACUUUCAUAUCCGCCUGUCACGCCGGCUGCCGCAACAUGAAGCUUUUCAGCAACGGUAGCAAAGUUUACACGGACUGCAGCUGCGUGAAGCCGAAACUGUCCCGCUCUCUGACGCACUCGUACGCCAACUUCACAUUCCCACUCCCUACUGAACUGCCUCUGGAGACGAGCGAGCCAAUCGUGGAGACCCUGGGAACGGCCAUCCCGGGCUCGUGUCCGGUCGACUGUAUGCACAAGUUCUACAUCUUCCUGACGGUGGUGUGUCUCUUGAAGUUCAGCGGGGCGACCGGGAGAGCAUCGAAUUUCCUCGUUUCCGUAAGAUGCGUCGACGAGAAGGAUAAGACGGUCGCAAUGGGCUUCGGGUUGACGAUAAUGAGCCUCUUCGCUUUCAUACCAUCGCCUAUUCUGUUUGGAUUUAUCUUAGACAAGACCUGUCUCGUGUGGGGUAAGACAUGCUCGGGCACGGGUAAUUGCUGGCUGUACAAUGGCGAGACUCUGAGGUAUUUGCUGAACUUCACGGCAGCCAGCUUCGUGACGAUCGGCACGUUAUUCGACGUGGGUGUUUGGUAUUACGUGAAGGACGUGAAGAUCUUCGACGAGGAGAUCGAACUGGAGGAUAUAGCCGAGGAGCCCGGCGAGACGCUUUAAAGAAUCAUUAUUGACGCCGAGUAAGCCCACUCGCGGCCCUUCGGGGCGUUGCGUUACGCGAAAGGGAGCCUCGAUCGAGGAUCAGCGAGGAGGAGCAAACGAGGAACGCGCAAGAACCGACAAAUAAAGACUUUACAAGUACCUUAAGCAUCCCCUUAGAUAUUUAAAGCUCGCGGUAAUCUAGGUAGAAUCGAUCGUCGGUGGAUCAUCCGCGGUACUCGAAAGAACAGGAGCCACGACGACGACCUCUCCGAUCUUUCGUCGAUUCUCGAUCCGAUUCGGGUUAAUCCGUGGUCUUUUUAUCGGCGAAUGCCGUUACGGGGGCAAAUUUAUCGUUGUAGAGUGACGUGACUAUAUAUUCGCUUUAUUUCGGACGGUAUGAACGAACACAAAGUGGACGAUCUUAAGUCGCCAAUUGUAGUACGCACGCGUACGGUGUAAGUAUACCUCUCUGUAUGCACCGCUUAGACUGUCAAUGACGGGAGCAAUGAUCCACGUUACCUUAGCGCGAAUCACCUAUUAAAGUCAGAUAAUUGUACAUAACGAUGGUUACACCUUGAAUUAGCGGAUUAGUAAGGGACUAUAAUUUAUCUACGCUCAUAUGAUGUAUUUAUCCGCUGUUUGGACGACAGGUUUAUCCUCCGUCUCGAAAUACUUCCUCCCGGGGACGUCGUUUGCGGCGAGAUGGAAUCUUUAGUCUGUACGUGUAAGACACUUGAUUACUUUACUCCGAAGUAAGGAGAUGUUAGGCGGGUAGACAGAGUAAUCCACAAAAUUACGAUAUGUGAUGGAUUUUAAUCGUGUAAUAAAUUAUA
Dinoponera quadriceps is the source of this 4048-nucleotide messenger RNA. It is a transcript of the gene Oatp58Dc, whose product is annotated as solute carrier organic anion transporter family member 2A1. Gene Ontology annotation, cellular component: membrane. The transcript is spliced from 8 exons. The record is from RefSeq and is a predicted model, not a curated record. Gene Ontology annotation, biological process: transmembrane transport; sodium-independent organic anion transport. Lineage: Eukaryota; Metazoa; Arthropoda; Insecta; Hymenoptera; Formicidae. Gene Ontology annotation, molecular function: protein binding. The coding region runs from base 1068 to 3233 and encodes 721 amino acids.